Messenger RNA from Syngnathus acus (greater pipefish), 2094 nucleotides. It is a transcript of the gene dnajc11a, whose product is annotated as DnaJ (Hsp40) homolog, subfamily C, member 11a. NCBI's taxonomy places the organism in Eukaryota, Metazoa, Chordata, Actinopteri, Syngnathiformes, Syngnathidae. Gene Ontology annotation, biological process: cristae formation. The transcript has 16 exons. The record is from RefSeq and is a predicted model, not a curated record. The coding region runs from base 65 to 1744 and encodes 559 amino acids.
AGUGCGACAGCCGUUCUUGUGUAACCCUGAUGACAUAACGAAGAAGAAAUGACUAGCAGGAAACAUGGCGUCUGCCUUGGACGAUGAUGAGAUCUCCAGUGAUGAUUACUAUUCCCUGCUUAACGUCCGACGAGAGGCAACGCAGGAGCAGCUGAAGGCGGCGUACAGACGCUUGUGCAUGUUAUACCACCCAGACAAACAUCGGGAUCCCGAACUCAAGCGCCAAGCAGAGUGUCUUUUUAACCUGGUGCACCAAGCUUACGAAGUGCUGAGUGAUCCGCAGGCACGAGCUAUCUACGACAUCUAUGGCAAGCGCGGACUUGACGUCGACGGAUGGGAGGUGAUAGAGAGGAAAAGAACCCCUGCGGAGAUUCGAGAGGACUACGAGCGUCUUCAGAGGGAGCGAGAGGAGAGGAGACUUCAGCAAAGGACCAACCCGAAGGGAACAAUUAGCGUGGGCGUCGAUGCCACGGACCUCUUUGAUCGCUACGAGGAGGACUACGAGGGCAUGGGUGGAGGCGGCGUCCCGCACCUGGAAAUCAACAAAAUGCACAUCUCCCAAUCCAUCGAGGCCCCUCUCACCGCCAACGACACGGCCAUCUUGUCCGGUUCUUUGUCUACGCACAAUGGAAACGGAGGCGGGACUAUUAACUUGGCCUUGAGGAGAGUCACCUCGGCUCAAGGUUGGGGAGAGAUGGAGCUGGGCGCCGGGGACACCCACGGACCUCUCUUUGGAAUGAAAGUCUUCCGCAAUUUGACGCCGCGCUUCUACGUGACGGCGCAGUGCGGACUGCAGUUUUCCUCGCGAGGCGUGCGUCCCGGCCUCACCACCGUGCUGGCCCGCCACCUGGACAAGAACACCAUGGGUUACCUGCAGUGGCGUUGGGGCAUCCACUCGUCCAUGAACACCAGCGUCGUUCGGGACACCGAGAGCAGCCAUUUCACCUUGGCCCUGCAGCUGGGGAUUCCGCACACUUUUAUGAUGAUGAGCUACCAGUACAAGUUCCAGGACGAAGACCAGACCAGAAUUAAGGGCUCAAUCAAGUCCGGCUUCUUUGGGACUGUGCUGGAGUACGGCGCCGAGAGGAAAAUCAGCCGACACAGCGUUCUGGGGGCCGUGGUCAGCGUCGGGGUGCCUCAGGGUGUCUCGCUCAAGGUCAAGCUAAACCGAGCCAGCCAGACGUACCUCUUUCCUGUUCACCUGACCGACCAACUCCUGCCCAGCGCCGUGUUUUACGCCACGGUGGGACCGCUGGUGGUCUACCUGGCCGUGCGGCAGCUCGUCAUCCAGCCGUACGUGCGGGCCCAGAAGGAACGGGACUUGGAGAAGCAGCGGCAAAGCUCGGCUUCCAACACGGCCAAGAAGAAGCAAGAGGCGGAGGCGGCGGUCUUACUAAUGCAGGAGUCCGUGCGGAGGAUUAUCGAAGCCGAGGAGUCUCGAAUGGGUCUGGUCAUCCUCAACGCCUGGUACGGCAAGUUCGUGACGGACAACAGCCGAAGACACGAGCGGGCCAAGGUGAUCGACGUGAGCGUGCCGCUGCAGUGUCUGGUGAAGGACUCCAAACUCAUCCUCACCGAGGCCGCCAAGUCCGGCCUGCCCGGUUUCUAUGACCCGUGCGUGGGGGAGGAAAAGAGCCUCAAGGUGCUGUACCAGUUCCGCGGUGUCAUGCAUCAAGUCCUGUCAGGAGACUCCGAAGCACUCAGGAUACCAAAGCAAUCUCACAGGAUCGAUACGGACACAUAGGGGAAGUUGUUCCUGUGCUGAGGAAAGAAAAGCGAGCCCCGUUUGUCAGCACUCGGAGUCAUCUUUGUUUUAGAGCCAACAGAGGCCAAGUCUCGGUCACUCAAAAAGGCGUCGCUCGAUGGCAAAUGAAGCUUGACAAACGGUAUCCGCCGACACGGUUGGGUUCUGCUUGAAAUGUGACACUGAUGAUGAUGAUGAUGAUGAUGUCUUCUUGGCAUCUUUCGGCGUACAUUUACUCCAGUUAAGGAUGGUCAACUUUUUGUUUGACCUUGCAGUGCCUGCGUGAUUUAAAAAACAAUUGCACCUGUUUGUGUACUGGAAUAUUAAAAAAGUCUCUCAGUCAAGGAUAA